GGAGGGCGAUGCGGUCCGUGCAGGGAUGUUGCUCUUUGAGAAAGUCACUUUUCACCAUAUCGACAUCGACUUCCUGGUGUGCAUGGCGCAGGAUCAUUCUGCAGCAGUGCGUUCGACUGCCUGUUCGAUUGCCAGCCGGGCAGCAGCGGCAGUUGCAAAUGCGGGCCUUUGGCACAGGUCUUGCUUCUGGUGGCAGAAUGGGCUCUAACAACUCUGACAAAUCUGACAGGCAUUUGGUGGCAGUGCGGGAAGAGCGUUUUCAAGAGCUUGUCGCCGCAGAAGUGGCGUACCUGGCCACAGUGCCAGUAAAACCUGUCAGCAUGCGUCAGAUUGUGACAUGGCGCAAUGCUCGUGAUAUGGUCCCUACCAUCCAGAAGGAAGUGCCAAAGCGAUUUGCCCUGAGAAUCCGGCUGAUUGAAACACUGGAUGGGUGGCAGGCUAUCCCAGAGCUUGUGAAAAUGCACGAUCUGCUUACAGGAUGGUACAGAGACCUCGUACUUCUUGACUACAAAAAUCCUGACCUGGCGAGUUUUGUUCGGUCCUUCAAAUCCAUUCGGGAUGAAGGCCGCCAUACCAUUGCUCUAUCAGCAAGCGGCAUCUACAAACUCCGAAACAAGCUGGGCAAAUUUUCACAGCAGGAGACCAAUUUUCUGGAUGAAUGGCUCGAUGGCUUCUUGCUGUCAAGGAUUGGAACAAACGCCUUGAUCGACCAGUUCAUUGCUAUUGCGUCCAAAGAGGAUGGAGGUUUGGGCAGACCAACAGGCAUAACAGAUCCCCGCAAGAAGCUUAGUGGCCUAGUGCAAUGGACCUGUGCGCUUGAUUCUUGUCAUUGGCGUUUUUUGCUUCAGCGCAUAUUGCCUCAGGUUGCAACGCGUCCAACAUUUGUAGAUUCGCUGCCCAAGUGUCAUCUUACAUGUGCUACCAACGGUUUGGUACAGAGCCAAAGUACAUUGUUCAAGACUACCAGGCUGGCCGAGUUGGACCACAAGAGAAGUCUCCUUGCUACUUUAGCCUGAUUCCGAGCUAUUUGAGAUACAUUAUGUGCGAGCUGUUGAAGAACAGCUUUCGGGCAACGCUUCUGACAGAGAUUGACAUCAGUUCUCGUCCAGUGCAUAUUCGAGUCUGCAACGAUGUUCAUCAUGUUGCAAUCUUAGUGAGUGAUGAGGCGGGCGGCAUCCCGUUUGAAGUCGGGGAUCAGAUUUGGUCAUACAUGUAUGGCACGGCUGCAAAGAUAGGGACUGUCAACAGCUUCAGCACAGAGGGAGACGAGCUGGACAAUCCAGAGAGCCUUACAGGGUAUGGUGUUGGACUGCCUUGUGCCCGACUUUAUGCACGAUAUUUGGGAGGGAAGCUCUCGCUCACUUCCUAUCCCAGCUAUGGAACACAAGCGCACUUGAUACUGCCCAGACUUGGAUCGCCUCCGUAAUCUGGACGGAGACGGUGAUAGAGUGAGCAACAUGGUUUGGCAACAGAGGGAACUUUGAAACACCACAUCCAUCAGGAUCAUUCAAUGCCCCCUUUUACAAACGGCUAGCAUGAACAUGCAUGAACUAUAUAUGACCUAUGUUGGCCUGAGAUAGCCUGAGGAGGACUUGAGCAAGUGUCGCAGGUGGCGCGUUGCUUGCGGAGGCCUUUCAAGCUGAUGCCGUAGCUUUGAAUCCGAAAAUGCUUCGAAAACCGCCUAAAUACGAAUAACGAUGACAUAUAUGAAAUGCGAUGACUGCACCUGACGGGGCUUCAAUUGACACAUGGCCAGGGAUGCUGUGAUCUUGUACUGCACCGUUGCACAUUCCUACCCCAAGGGUUCUUCAGCGAAUGGACUAGUAGGACAAGUGAAGCACAGAGCAGCGAAACACGGAAUCGCAAAA
This is a messenger RNA of Cladocopium goreaui, 1868 nucleotides long. The record is from the annotation of a GenBank genome assembly. NCBI's taxonomy places the organism in Eukaryota, Dinophyceae, Suessiales, Symbiodiniaceae.